This is a messenger RNA of Lacerta agilis (Sand lizard), 2921 nucleotides long. RefSeq names its product structure specific recognition protein 1 (gene SSRP1). The transcript has 18 exons. The record is from RefSeq and is a predicted model, not a curated record. Bases 334 to 2460 code for a protein of 708 amino acids. Lineage: Eukaryota; Metazoa; Chordata; Lepidosauria; Squamata; Lacertidae. Gene Ontology annotation, cellular component: nucleus; FACT complex. Gene Ontology annotation, molecular function: DNA binding; histone binding; nucleosome binding.
GCGACCGAAAGCCAACGGCCCCGGAAGGAGGAAGUGAGGUGAGCUUUCUAAAGAGGAGGGGAGAGGAUGUGACUCGUGUUGCGCAGGCGGGAAAGUGCGUCUGGUUUCGCCUCCCCCCAAGUGUUAUCUAGUCCUCUGUGUCUUCGUGUUCCCUUCGCUUCUGUUAGAACUAGAUGGAGAAGAUCCCACGUUCCAAGAAGGACUAAGGCAUCUUGUCUUCUCCCUGCCUAGUUCCGUUUGCAAAACUUUUCCCCAAGAACAGCUGGGCACUUUUUGCUGUUGUGGACUCAACCCCUGCCAUAGUGGGGUGAGGGGGGUGGAGGUGCUGUCAACAUGGCUGAUACGUUGGAAUUCAAUGAAAUAUACCAGGAGGUGAAGGGAUCGAUGAAUGAUGGCCGCCUGCGGCUGAACCGCCAAGGUGUGAUUUUCAAGAACAGUAAAACAGGAAAAGUGGACAAUAUUCAGGCAUCAGAGUUGGCAGAGGGCAUCUGGCGACGAGUGGCAUUGGGACAUGGUCUCAAACUCCUGACAAAGAACGGUCACGUCUACAAGUAUGAUGGAUUCAGAGAGACGGAGUUUGACAAACUCUCAGAUUUCUUCAAGAACCACUUUCACUUAGACCUUGCUGAAAAAGACUUGUGCGUGAAGGGGUGGAACUGGGGGACAGUGAAGUUUGGAGGGCAGCUCCUCUCUUUUGACAUUGGUGAGCAGCCAGUUUUUGAGAUCCCACUCAGUAAUGUCUCCCAGUGUACAACUGGCAAGAAUGAAGUGACGUUGGAGUUCCACCAGAAUGAUGACACUGAAGUGUCGCUUAUGGAGGUGCGCUUCUACGUGCCACCUACUCAGGAGGAUGGCGUGGAUCCCGUGGAGGCAUUUGCCCAGAAUGUAUUAUCCAAGGCAGACGUCAUCCAGGCCACCGGAGAUGCCAUCUGCAUCUUCCGAGAGCUGCAGUGCUUGACGCCUCGUGGUCGAUACGACAUCCGCAUCUACCCUACCUUCCUGCACCUCCAUGGCAAGACAUUUGACUACAAGAUCCCCUAUACCACCGUUCUGCGGCUUUUUCUGCUGCCCCAUAAAGACCAACGCCAGAUGUUCUUCGUGAUCAGCUUAGAUCCUCCUAUAAAGCAAGGCCAAACACGUUACCAUUUUCUUAUCUUACUCUUCUCAAAGGAUGAGGACAUCUCCUUGACCCUCAACAUGAAUGAGGAUGAGGUAGAGAAGCGCUUUGAAGGUCGGCUCACCAAGAAUAUGUCUGGCUCCCUGUACGAGAUGGUCAGUCGUGUCAUGAAAGCUCUUGUCAACCGGAAGAUCACCGUGCCUGGCAACUUCCAGGGGCAUUCCGGGGCACAGUGCAUCACUUGCUCCUAUAAGGCUAGUUCGGGCCUCCUGUACCCUUUAGAGCGUGGCUUCAUCUACGUGCACAAGCCACCCGUUCACGUUCGCUUUGACGAGAUUUCUUUUGUGAACUUCGCCCGUGGGACCACAACCACACGCUCCUUCGACUUCGAAAUAGAAACCAAGCAGGGAAUGCAGUACACUUUCAGCAGCAUAGAGAGAGAAGAAUAUGGCAAACUAUUUGACUUUGUGAAUACCAAGAAGUUGAACAUCAAGAACCGAGGACUGAAGGAGAAGAAAAAGGGCAUGAAGAGUGUGCCCUAUGAUGAUUAUGCUGGUUCGGAUGAGGACUCACAUGAUGCUUACUUGGAGCGUAUGAAGGAGGAGGGCAAGAUUCGCGAGGAGCAUGCAAAUGACAGCAGUGAAGACUCUGGGGAGGAGACGGAUGAAUCAUUCAAUCCUAUGGAGGAGGAAGAGGAAGUGGCAGAAGAGUUUGACAGUAAUGCCUCAGCCAGCUCAUCUAGCAACGAAGGAGACAGUGACGAGAAGAAGAAACCUGCCAAAAAAGCCAAAAUCGUCAAAGAACGCAAGCCUCGCAAGAAGCCAUCUGAGAGUAAGAAAGGGAAAGACCCCAAUGCCCCAAAGAGACCUUUGUCUGCAUACAUGCUCUGGCUCAAUGCUAACCGUGACAAGAUCAGGGCAGAUAGUCCUGGCAUGAGUGUCACUGAUGUGUCCAAGAAGGCCGGAGAACUCUGGAAAGGAAUGUCCAAAGAGAAGAAAGAGGAAUGGGAUCGCAAAGCUGAAGAUGCCAAGAGGGACUACGAGAAGGCGAUGAAGGAAUACACUGAAGGAGGGAAGUCGGACAGCUCCAAGAAGGAAAAAUCCAAGAAGAAGAAAAAGCCAGAGAAGCCAGGGAAAGGCAAGCCGGAGAAGAAGGCACCUGCAUCUGCAAAAUCGUCUGUGAGCAAGAGCCCUUCCAAACAACUUGGAGAGAGUUUCAAGAGCAAGGAGUUUGUCUCCAGUGAUGAUAGCUCCUCAGGCGAGGACAAGAAGGAGGAUUCUGACGAGGAGGAGAUUGCCAGCACCCCGCCCAGCUCAGCAGAAUCCGCAUCUGGUUCAGAUUAGCAAGAAACACCCACACAAACACCCCGGUUCCCCACCCUUUUUACAGGUGUUGUGGUUGUUCUGUUUGUGGAGGUGAGACCGAGAGGACAUUGUUCCAGACAGGAUGGAUGGAGAGCUGGCACCACUACAAUGGUUCAGUUGUCCCCCCUCCCAGUAUUGCAGGUUGUAGUCAGGGCCAGUGGUCCCGUCCGGAGAGAAUUGGUUGUGCUAAAAGAGAGAGAACAGAGAAAGCCUAUCACCCCCCACCCCUUUUCUGCCUCCAUGUUGCCAUAGAUGCACUGUGUCCUUUUAGAUGGUGGGCUCAGUGGUAUGUGGCAUACAGCUGGAAGAUGGGGGCACUGUGUCACUUCCCUGGUCAGAUUCAGUUGAUGUCUUUUGGUUUUUCUUUUUUAAGGUUCUCUUUGCAUUUUUGUUUAUCGUGGCUAACUGGUUUAAUAAAGAUCAAGUGAAUUUGGACGAGA